Lodderomyces theae is the source of this 1572-nucleotide messenger RNA. RefSeq names its product protein kinase (gene PDK2). Gene Ontology annotation, molecular function: pyruvate dehydrogenase (acetyl-transferring) kinase activity. The record is from RefSeq and is a predicted model, not a curated record. Bases 1 to 1572 code for a protein of 523 amino acids. Lineage: Eukaryota; Fungi; Ascomycota; Pichiomycetes; Serinales; Debaryomycetaceae. Gene Ontology annotation, biological process: protein phosphorylation; regulation of glucose metabolic process. The transcript has a single exon. Gene Ontology annotation, cellular component: mitochondrion.
AUGGGUACUGGGUGGGAAUUAACCAAAGCUUUAAAAGACAAAAUAUUCCAAUAUGCUAUUUACAACCAAACGCCAAUAUCUUUGCGACAAAUGGUGCAGUUCGGCCCUACACCAUCACCGGGAUCGAUCUUUCUAGCUUCCAAGUUUAUUGUUGAGGAGUUACCGAUAAGAUUAGCCAAGAAGGUGAAGGAUUUGGAGUAUGCACCCUUGGGAUUGAACGAAAGUCCAUCCACCAUAAAAGUUAAAGACUGGUAUGCCCAGUCAUUCCAAGAGUUGACGGAGUUGCCCAAGCCGGUGAUUGAUGAAAAUUUGAAAAAAUUGUUGUAUAGUAAUAAUGGCAACAGUCAAGGGUUCAAGAUUGAUGAUAAGGACGACCAACCGAAUAUCCAGGAAGAGAUUCACAAGAUUUCUGAGGUGCAAGAAGAUAACCCAGCUAUUAAUAAUGUAUUUAGCGAUGAUGGAAUAGUGGUUCGGCACCAUCAUCACCAUCAAAACCUUGACCACACGAAACUACCCACCGUUAGCAAAACUAGAAUACCGAGAAACGACCAAGAAAAUACAACCAUAAGAAGUGAAUCGCCUACGUAUGGCAUGACCUAUUUCCUGCCUUGUCCUACGAAUAUUGUAUGGCCCAAAGAAGUCUACGCAUACAAUAAGACAGUGUUUGAAGCGUUGGAGAAGAUCAAAAAGAGACAUGAUGCAACAGUCGCAACCAUGGCUCAAGGAGUUCAAGAAUGGAAAUCUAAAAACAAAACUGUUUUUGUCAACUCGCAAAUUCAAACUUUUCUUGACCGCUUCUACAUGUCGAGGAUUGGAAUUCGGAUGUUGAUUGGCCAACAUUUAGCAUUGAAUAUGGCACAAAACUCGCCAACCAAGCAGCGGCUACUGAAACUUAUCAACGGUGCUGAGGGAACCACGAAGAAACCAGGUAGGUCGAAUUAUGUUGGUGUCAUUUGCACUGAUUGUAAUGUGGGUGAGAUUGCUGAGGACGCCAUUGAAACUGCAAAGUACAUCUGUGAAGAGUUUUAUGGGUUGUUUGAAGCACCUGAAAUACAGUUGGUUGCACCACAGCAAGACAUCAGUUUUAUGUAUGUUCCCGGACACUUGAUCCACAUGUUGUUUGAGACUUUGAAAAACUCCUUACGUGCAACCAUUGAAUUCCACACCCCAAAAUUGAAGCAGAAGUAUGUUGACGAACACCCGGGCACGAAGUUAGACGAGGUUGACAUUAAUGACUUGGAAUACCCACCAAUUAAAGUCAUCAUAUCUGAGGGAACAGAAGAUAUCGCAAUCAAAAUCUCGGACGAAGGUGGAGGGAUCCCCCGUUCGUCCUUACCCUUGAUUUGGACAUACUUGUACACGACCGUGAAUGAAACACCCAAAUUAGAACCAGAGUACAGCCAAACUAGCUUCAAAGCACCAAUGGCUGGAUUUGGUUACGGCUUGCCCAUUAGUCGUUUAUAUGCACAAUACUUUGGAGGUGACUUGAAGUUGAUUUCAAUGGAAGGUUACGGAACAGAUGUGUAUUUGCACUUGAACAGGUUGAGUAGCUCAAAUGAGCCGUUACCAUGA